Messenger RNA from Aureobasidium melanogenum CBS 110374, 498 nucleotides. RefSeq lists its product as uncharacterized. Lineage: Eukaryota; Fungi; Ascomycota; Dothideomycetes; Dothideales; Saccotheciaceae. The record is from RefSeq and is a predicted model, not a curated record. The transcript has a single exon. Bases 1 to 498 code for a protein of 165 amino acids.
AUGCCUACGGAGUUUUCGCUGCAACUACUGCUGGAGGUCGCCAGAGAUAAGAGGAUCAAACACUUCGUGAAAGAACUCUACAUCUGCUGCUCAAUCUAUCAAGACUACGGUAGUCGAUAUACUACUCCAGUGGAUCCUCGAUUUGCAAGAGCAAACGUCACCAUCUCGUCGCCGCGCAUGUUACAAGAGGAUGAGAACCCAUAUCCCAGACCGACUUCAGCGGAAGAGGAAGCAACGAACGAAGCUGUCGAUCUUGUUCACAGAGGCUCUUUCCAAAAACAGCUUACUACCGCCUUGCAAUUGCUCAGGAUAACUUCGAUGGAGAUACACACAUAUUGGCAGAUGAGUUAUCCGCAAACGUCUUUACCCCUGGUAUUGGGACGAUCUCAACUCACACAACGCACCGGCAGGGAUCCACUCGAGAAACCUCAGUCAAAACUCAGACGUACAUGGGAUUACGCUUUUUUUUUGAACACGAUGGACCCAUGGAUAUGGUGA